GUCUAGUGGAAUGUAGUUGCCAUUAGUGGGAGUUGAGCUGAAGCUGGCUAACAAGCUAGCCUACUAUGUUAAGACUGAGCUGGAGACACAGAGGAAAGUGAUGAAAACAUGCCUCACUUCACUGUGGUACCUGUGAAGGAUCGAGCCCAAACCAGCUACGACAGUCUAGAGGGGAUUAACUGGGUGGAUUACAGGGACACUGGACAGGACUACCCUGAUCAUCAAGAAACUGUCAGUUCUGAUGGACAUGGAAAUCACAAAGAGGACAGCCCUUUUCUCAACAGCGCUGAUGCUGCUAGCAAGAAGAAUGACUUCUACGACAGGAACCUGGCAUUGUUUGAGGAAGAGCUGGAUAUCAGGCCCAAGGUUUCCUCUUUGCUCAGCCGCUUGGUCAACUACACCAACAUCACUCAAGGAGCCAAAGAGCAUGAGGAGGAGGAGAGCGCUGAGGCCUCACGUAGGAAGACCCCCAAGUCUCCCAACAUGGGCACUCUGAUGGGAGUCUACCUGCCUUGUCUGCAGAACAUCUUUGGGGUCAUUCUGUUUCUGCGGCUGACAUGGAUUGUGGGGAUGGCUGGCAUCAUCCAGUCCCUCCUGAUCGUCCUAAUGUGCUGCUCAUGUACAAUGCUCACAGCCAUAUCAAUGAGUGCCAUCGCAACUAACGGUGUUGUUCCAGCUGGAGGGGCAUACUUCAUGAUCUCCCGCUCCCUGGGCCCAGAGUUUGGAGGAGCUGUGGGGCUUUGCUUCUACUUGGGCACCACAUUCGCUUCAGCCAUGUAUAUACUGGGAGCUAUUGAGAUCUUCCUGAAAUAUCUAGUCCCCCAGGCAGCUAUCUUUCACGCCUCAGACCACCAUGGGACUGACAGCGCCAUGCUGAACAACAUGAGGGUCUAUGGUAGUAUCUGCCUGAGCCUGAUGGCAGUAGUGGUGUUCGUAGGAGUCAAAUAUGUCAACAAGCUGGCCUCUCUCUUCCUCGCCUGCGUCAUUAUUUCAAUUGUCUCCAUUUAUGCUGGGGCAAUCAAAUCUAUGACUCAUCCGCCGGAAUUCCCGAUCUGCAUGCUGGGAAACAGGACUUUGGUGAGAGACCGCUUUGACGUGUGUGCUAAGACUGUAAUAAAGGGCAAUAUCACAGUGCCCAGUGAGCUGUGGGAAAGCUUCUGCAGCCCAGGGAACAUGAGCAGCGCUCAGUGUGAUGAGUAUUUCAUCCAGAACAAUGUGACUGAGAUACAGGGCAUCCCCGGACUGUCAAGUGGAAUAAUUAGAGAAAACAUGUGGAGUGACUACAUGCCAAAGGGGGAGAUCUUAGAGAAGGCGGGGCUGCAGUCGGUGGAUUCUCACUGGAGCAUGGAGACGUUUUCCAUGUAUGUGUCAGCAGACAUCGCAACAUCUUUCACACUUCUUGUGGGCAUCUUCUUCCCAUCAGCCACAGGUAUCAUGGCAGGCUCCAACAGAUCUGGUGAUCUCCGUGAUGCUCAGAAGUCCAUCCCUGUUGGAACUAUUUUAGCUAUUACCACUACUUCACUUGUCUAUUUAACUUCUGUGGUCCUGUUUGGAGCUUGUAUUGAAGGAGUAGUCCUCAGGGACAAAUUUGGAGACGCAGUCAAUAAAAACUUGGUUGUAGGGACUCUCUCCUGGCCGUCUCCAUGGGUUAUUGUCAUUGGCUCCUUCUUUUCCACGGUGGGGGCGGGCCUGCAGUCCCUUACUGGAGCCCCACGGCUUUUGCAGGCUAUUGCCAAGGACAACAUCAUUCCUUUCCUGCGGGUAUUUGGUCACGGAAAGCCCAAUGGUGAGCCUACAUGGGCGCUGCUACUGACUGGCCUAAUUGCAGAGCUGGGUAUUCUUAUUGCCUCGUUGGAUAUGGUGGCCCCUAUUCUGUCUAUGUUCUUCUUGAUGUGUUAUCUUUUUGUAAACUUAGCAUGUGCAGUACAAACACUGUUGCGCACACCUAACUGGAGGCCAAGGUUCAAAUAUUACCACUGGGCGUUGUCAUUCCUAGGCAUGAGUAUGUGUCUGGCUCUAAUGUUCAUCUCCUCCUGGUACUAUGCUAUUGUGGCCAUGGGUAUAGCUGGGAUGAUCUACAAGUACAUUGAGUACCAGGGAGCAGAAAAGGAGUGGGGAGAUGGCAUAAGAGGACUGUCCCUCAGUGCUGCACGAUAUGCCUUACUUAGACUGGAGGUUGGGCCCCCCCACACCAAAAACUGGAGACCCCAGUUGCUGGUGUUAUUGAAGCUGGAUGAAGACCUACAUGUGAAAUAUCCUCGACUCCUGACCUUCGCCUCGCAGCUGAAGGCAGGAAAGGGUUUGACCAUUGUGGGUUCUGUCAUCCAGGGAAACUUCUUGGACAGCUAUGGGGAAAUGCAGGCAGCUGAGCAGGCCAUUAAAAAUAUGAUGGAGAUUGAACGGGUCAAAGGUUUCUGUCAGGUUGUUGUGGCAUCUAAGGUUCGGGAAGGUAUUGUUCAUCUGAUCCAGUCCUGCGGUCUGGGUGGCAUGAAGCACAACACAGUGGUAAUGGGCUGGCCAUAUGGUUGGAGACAGAGUGAAGACCCUCGCGCCUGGAAGACUUUCAUCAACACUGUCCGCUGCACCACUGCUGCCCACCUGGCCCUAAUGGUGCCUAAAAACGUGUCCUUCUACCCGAGCAACCAUGAACGCUUCACAGACGGCAACAUCGAUGUGUGGUGGAUCGUCCAUGAUGGAGGGAUGCUUAUGCUGCUGCCUUUCCUGCUCAAACAGCAUAAAGUUUGGAGGAAAUGCAGGAUGCGCAUCUUCACUGUAGCUCAGAUGGAUGACAACAGUAUCCAGAUGAAGAAAGAUCUGGCCACGUUCCUUUAUCAGCUACGAAUAGAGGCUGAAGUGGAGGUGGUGGAGAUGCAUGACAGUGACAUCUCUGCAUACACCUAUGAGCGGACGUUAAUGAUGGAGCAGAGGUCCCAGAUGUUGAGACAAAUGAGGCUAUCCAGUGCAGAAAGGCAGAGAGAGGCACAGUUGGUGAAAGACAGACACUCUUUGGUGCGUAUGGGCAGUCUGUACUCGGAUGAGGAGGAGGAGGUGAUAGAGACUCCUCCAGAGAAGGUUCAGAUGACGUGGACUCGGGAAAAAGUCGAGGCAGAGAGGAGGAACAAGAACAAUGCGCCAGAGAACUUCAGAGAACUCAUCAGCCUUAAACCGGAUCAGUCCAAUGUGCGGCGAAUGCAUACGGCUGUGAAACUGAACGAGGUAAUUGUCAACAGGUCUCACGAUGCUCGAUUAGUUUUACUCAACAUGCCCGGGCCACCCAGGAACACAGACGGCGAUGAGAAUUAUAUGGAGUUUCUGGAAGUCUUAACAGAAGGCCUGGAAAGAGUGCUGCUUGUCAGAGGUGGAGGUCGGGAAGUUAUCACCAUCUAUUCAUGACCAGUUACGAGCCAUUUCUUAAGCAUCGGCCUUUGUUAAAUCAGAAU
Molecule: messenger RNA, 3440 nt
Organism: Sphaeramia orbicularis (orbiculate cardinalfish)
Lineage: Eukaryota; Metazoa; Chordata; Actinopteri; Kurtiformes; Apogonidae
Gene: slc12a4
Product: solute carrier family 12 member 4
Exons: 24
Coding region: 109-3393 (1094 amino acids)
Biological process (GO): chloride transmembrane transport; potassium ion homeostasis; chloride ion homeostasis
Cellular component (GO): plasma membrane
Molecular function (GO): potassium:chloride symporter activity
Source: RefSeq, a predicted model, not a curated record